CUGCUGCUGUCCAUAAUAAGGGCUCGUCCACCUCCCUUCCUCUUCUGCCCAUUGAGCAGUCAAAGAACUGAAAGUCCUUAUAAGCCUGUGCACCUGGGCCUGGGCCCUACAGAUAAGGUAGCUGCUAUUGCUAUGGCCCGCAUCAUCGACCUGAUGCCCUGGGACGAUGGCUCCACACAUGUGUAUGCCUCCCCGGCCAUCCUGCUUCCCAUGGAGCGGCAGCGCAACCAGCUGGCGGGCGUGAAGCAGCAGCUCUACCACCCAGCCCUGCCCACCCUGCGCCACAUGGACAGGGACACCGUCAAGGCCUGCCUUCCUGAUGAGCACUGCCAGUCCACCACCUACUGCCGCAAAGAUGAAUUUGACAACGCCCAUUUUACACUCCUUGGGGUCCCCAACAAACCCCUGCAGUGUUUGGACAUCACCGCGACAGGCCAGAAGCUUCGCAACAGGUACCACGAGGGAAAGCUGGCGCCCAUCGCGCCAGGCAUCAACCGAGUGGACUGGCCCUGCUUCACGCGCGCCAUCGAGGACUGGUCCCACUUCGUGUCCUCGGCCGGGGAGUUCAAGCUGCCUUGCCUGAGGAAGCGAGCGGAGGGUCUCAGCGGCUACGCGGUGCGGUACUUGAAGCCCGACGUGACCCAGACCUGGCGGUACUGCCUCAACCAGAACCCCAGCCUGGACCGCUACGGACAGAAGCCCCUGCCUUUCGACUCCCUGAACACUUUCCGAAGCUUCGGCUCCAGCUACAGUCGUGUCAACUACCUGACCCCCUGGCAUUAAUCUUUGGAAAGGAGGCUGACUCCCAGGCUGCCGGACAGUGCCACCUCAGGUCCCCUGGCCAGACCGAGGACUUAUGGUGGCACCAGCCAUCUCCCCAGGAGUUCAGCCUAACUAGAAAUAAACCUAAUGUUCCCUUAGAGACACA
Pan troglodytes (chimpanzee) is the source of this 928-nucleotide messenger RNA. RefSeq names its product sperm microtubule inner protein 8 (gene SPMIP8). Lineage: Eukaryota; Metazoa; Chordata; Mammalia; Primates; Hominidae. The record is from RefSeq and is a predicted model, not a curated record. The transcript is spliced from 8 exons. The coding region runs from base 133 to 783 and encodes 216 amino acids.